ACAACUUAUAGAACUAAUUAUGCUUAUUUGUAUUUCAGAUAUCCUUUGAAAGAUCCAGAAAGACUCAAGAAGUGGCUGGUAAAUUUGAAGAGAGUUGAUUUUGAACCAACUAAGCACACUAUUUUGUGUUCCAGACAUUUUGAGGAAAAAUGUUUUUUGAUAACUCUUGAGCGUACCUACCUUAAAGAUGAUGCUGUACCAACAAUAUUUGAUUUUCCUGAUCACUUAAUGAAGGUGAGCAUUAUCAAAACCUUCACUAAAUUACUAAGAUACUUUACUCACCUUCUUUACUCUUAA
This is a messenger RNA of Lottia gigantea (owl limpet), 297 nucleotides long. RefSeq lists its product as hypothetical. The record is from RefSeq and is a predicted model, not a curated record. NCBI's taxonomy places the organism in Eukaryota, Metazoa, Mollusca, Gastropoda, Lottiidae. The annotation marks the transcript as partial. The transcript has a single exon.